CGACGGUCACUCGAAAAAAUAGAUUUCUCAGAAUUGGCGGAAGUCGAAAUUUUACCUUUCAAAAUGUGUUUUCCCCGAUUUGAAACUAUUAUUCGACCAACUCCUUGAAAAAACUGCAAAUACAAAGCACAAGAAAGUCUUGUCUUGAUCUCUUACUUGGAAGAAAUUUACAAUGGGUUUGCUCGAUGAAAUCCAAAAGCUCCCCUUGGACUGCCAAGCAGAAAUCAUGACUUCUCUUCAGAAUCAUUUCCCCGAUUCGAUAGAGCUUGAGGCAUACACGUAUCUCCUAGUAUGGGCUGAAAUACAGCCAUGGGAUUUAGCUAAAGAUGUUGAUAUCCCUGAACAUGUCGCUCUUGCUGAAAGGUUACUAGCGAUAACUAUCGAACAGCUACAGGGACUCGAGAAACAGUUUCAGGAGUCACCUGGAAACUUUCAGGGAAUGAUGACUGUACCUAAGAUUAAGGAGAUCUACACCAAGCUUCAGGUUACCCACAGAUCAGAGCCAACUAAGUUUUGCAAGGCUUUUGGUGCAAUUGACUAUUACCUGAAGGCUGUUGUUAAGCAGUUUAUCAACAGGCUAUUGAAUGGGGAUAGCAGUACUAUGGACCAAGGAUGUGACAUGGACACAGAACAAGCUCCUGAUAACUUCACCCUCAUCCAGAGAGAGCUACACCAGGCAGAUGUACAGUAUCAGGAAAAUAAUAAAAUUAUGAAGACUAUUGAACAGGCCAAAGAGCAGUUCACCAUCUUAUUUGAGGAAAAGAAGACUGAAAUGGACCUCCUGGAAUUGCAAAAACAAGAAGUUAUGGAAUCUUCUAUGAGUGAAAAAGACAAGGAAAAGAAUGUUUUAGAGCUCUCACAGAAAACAUUAGCUCUACAGACGGAACUGUCUAAUAAAGGAAGACAACUCACAGUAGAAAUGAGACUGAAUAUGGUCCAAAACUUAGACAAACAUUUGCAUCAUCUGUAUAAAAUAAGUGCAAGUCUUGGGGUAGAAAUUGACCAAUGGAAAGAAAAACAGCAGAAAGCCCUUUCUGGUUGGCCACAACCACAGGUCUUAGAGCCACUACAGAAUCUGUGUGAACCUUUGGCUGAAUUGUUAUGGAGACUGUAUCAGCAUUGUAAAAAGGUGGACGAAAUGUUCAAGCCUGCCCUUCAAAAAAGCCAAGAAGAACUUAAUAGAAUGCAGAAUCUCAUAAAGUCGUCCAAAACCUUGUUGUCAAUUUUUUUAAAUAAGUGUUUUGUUAUUGAAAAACAUGCCCCACAAAUUCUAAAGAUUGGUACCAAAUUCUGUGCAACUUUAAGGCACCUGAUAGGAGGGAAGCUGAAUGCCCAUGUACACCCCCCAGAAGUAGAGUGCUUUAUUGUGCCAGAGAAGUUCCUUCAGAAAAAUAAAGAUAAGAUUGUGCGUUCAAUCCUUGGGAAGUCUACAAUUCUCAACUAUAAAAAGGCCAUGGAAUAUAGCCAGAGAUAUAACUCUUUCAGCGUUGAGUUUAAAAACUUGAACCUCACGAAAACAGACCGAGAGGGAGGCAAAAAAGAUGAGACUGUGUGUGAGAAAAAGAGGAGCUUACUGUUUUACACCGAGCUUACGAUUGGACAAAACAGGUUUCCUCUCUUGGCUACAUCCUUCCCGUGUGUGGUCACAGUCCACGGGAACCAGUCUCCUGAUGCAGAAGCUACAAUUCUUUGGGAUAACGCAUUUGCUGAAAAGGAACGGGUUCCUUUUGUCGUACCGGAUAGCAUGCCUUGGCCAGAGGUAGCGAACGCCAUCAACCACCGCUGGAUGCUUAGUAAUGAGCGAGGGCUCAGUGAUGAGCAGCUUGCAUACAUCGGCAGUAAGCUGUUCCCAGACAAAUCGAGAAGUGAGAUGUCAAACUGUGUGGUUAGUCGGUAUAUGUUGAACAAGGGUAACAUGACAAACAAGAAUUUCACAUUUUGGAAGUGGUUUUACGAAAUCAUGAGUGCCGUUAAGAAAACCAUGCACGAAGAGUGGAAGCACGGAUUGAUACAAGGUUUCCUUAGCAAACAACAAGCCCAGGAUAUGCUAAUCAACAGCGAGUUCGGGACAUUCCUACUCAGAUUUAGCGACAACGAACUUGGGGGAGUUUCCGUGGCAUACACGGCACAGGCAGAAAAUGGUGAAAAACAAGUCUGGAAUCUGGCGCCGUGGACGACACAUCACCUGCAAGUGCGUCAUCUGUCAGACCGCCUUAAGGACCUUGAGUCUCUGCUGAUCCUUUAUCCUAACGAGCCGAAGGACACAGCAUUUGGCAGACAUUACACUGUCGACAAGACGCAAGUCCCGUCAGACCCUCUUGAAUACAGACCAACACAACUAGCCACUAAAGUUAUUGGUGCCGACGGAUCGUGCACUCCUGUCCAGCAACCUCGGGUACAGAUGGAUCUAAUGUCCAAGUACAGCGCUGAUACCUACCCGGGCUCUCCUGCCGACUCGCUAGCGAGUCAGAUGCUGGAUGCUGACUUCGGCAUCGGAGGCGAGGAAAUCGUGGAGAGUUUCGGCGAAGUAGAUGCAGCUAUGAUGAUAAGCGGGGUGAAUAAUUUGAUGGGGUUCGGUGGACCACAACACUUCAUGAAUAAUAUUUUUGAAAAUCAGUGCAGUAUCGCGCCUCUGUCUGAUGUUCCUUCAUCUGGUCCGAACAACUCAAACUAAUAAGGGUCUGUAGGGUGAGAGGUCUUUAGAAAGAUGGCUGCUUAAAAGAGGUUGGUCAUAGAAAAAUUAGCGAUGAAACGAAAGGAAAAUUGCUUCUCAUAGCAAGAACCGUCGUGUAGUAGCUUUAGUGACAUGACUUAAUUUGUAACGUAGUUAUGUUUUUUUUAGAAAUAAUAUAGCGAAAUAAUAUUUAGGAUUUUCUGGCCUCGUAAAGAAUUCAGAAUACCACAGUAAAAUUAUAGCACUCGAGUCUGGAAAAUGGUAGUCGUGACAGAUUAAUAAAAUAGCCGUUAAAUACAUGUUAAAAGUGCAGUGUCAAAGUGAUAUUUUGUGGCUUCUUCGUUAGCUGUUGGCUUUACAAAAGGGUGAUCGUUUAAUAGAGGUUUAAUAGAACUAAAGUACAUUUCUAAUUAAGAAUAACAAUGCACUGCAUAAAUGUAAGAGUGGACUUUACUUGCUAUAUUUGGGAGUGCAUUGAAUGCUAACGAAGGCACCACGAAAUGUUAUUGAGCUUCUUCUAAAUUCCGUUGUAGCUUGAUCUAUUAUUAGAGUUAUAUAAUUGUUUCUUGUGAGAUUGUCAAGUAUGACAAUUCUAUGUUGAUAACCACCCUUAUUCAUCACCCAUGAAGCAAUGCGAGCUGUCUACGAACCACGCAUUCUCCGAGUGCAACCUACUAGUGAUAUCGUAUGAUAGUGAGUGCUUGGAGGGGUUCAUCAAUAUAUCAAUCAUUUUCUCUGUUUUAUUAAAGUAUUAUCAGCAGUCCAUGGAAUUUGAUAAAUAGUAGUGCCAUGUGGUAGAUAAGUAAGGCAAUAAAACAUUUUUCUAGAUGGAUGAAACUGGAUUUGUCCAGCUGGGAAAAUAGUAGAGACUUUUUGUGGCUGCCUUUUGAGUAAGAAAUAAACAAAAACGUUAAUGAGUUUGUUUUAUUUUAAGUGGUGAGUUUUUCUUCAGUUUGAAGUGUGUCUGGUAUAAAUUGUUUUACAAUAAAAUAAUUUUUUCAAUA
Nematostella vectensis (starlet sea anemone) is the source of this 3678-nucleotide messenger RNA. RefSeq names its product signal transducer and activator of transcription 5A. NCBI's taxonomy places the organism in Eukaryota, Metazoa, Cnidaria, Anthozoa, Actiniaria, Edwardsiidae. The transcript has 26 exons. The coding region runs from base 173 to 2674 and encodes 833 amino acids. The record is from RefSeq and is a predicted model, not a curated record. Gene Ontology annotation, biological process: defense response; cell surface receptor signaling pathway via JAK-STAT; regulation of cell population proliferation. Gene Ontology annotation, molecular function: RNA polymerase II cis-regulatory region sequence-specific DNA binding; DNA-binding transcription factor activity, RNA polymerase II-specific.